Brassica napus (rape) is the source of this 1038-nucleotide messenger RNA. RefSeq lists its product as uncharacterized. The transcript has 3 exons. Lineage: Eukaryota; Viridiplantae; Streptophyta; Magnoliopsida; Brassicales; Brassicaceae. The record is from RefSeq and is a predicted model, not a curated record. The coding region runs from base 367 to 1038 and encodes 223 amino acids.
UUGUACUUUACAAUGCAGAUUCAUGUAAGGCAUAUGAUUGUAAAGGCAAUGGAGGAUAGAUAUCCGAAAUGGGGCGAAGAUAAACCUCCUGAUGAUUUGGAUAACAUGAUAGUUGACAUCCUCAAUGAUCAGCUAAACGACAAGUUUUUGGAUGUAAUGCCACUUACCAAGUGCCGGAAGAGAAAACAUCAAGUCAGUGCACCUAGUGUUCCCGAAAGAGUGGAUACGAGCCCCUCCACAAAACGAAGGAAGGAGAAAGAAACUGCACCAGAAAUGGUAUGUAUCACGUGUUAUUGAACAUUUUUGUUUUGUUAGUAUCUAAACUUUUUUGGUUUGUGAGUUUUGAAGGAAGAAUCUCAUACUGAUAUGCCCAUCAACAACGGCAUCAUACAAAAGUUGGUUGAGGCUGUUAACAACUUGUCUGGAAGAGUAGAAACCAUGGAUGUUAGUGUAGCUGAAAGGGUUACUAAGACAUUGGAAGCUUCUGUACAAGCUCAGGUGGAAGCUAGAAUGGCUUUAUUUGAGACUGAGAUGAAGAACAAAAUGGCCAUAUUAGAGGAAGACAUAAAUGUUCUUAAAGGGAAGGAUGAAGAAAAAGUUACAUCCAAUGCCGGCAACUCCAAAGCACAUGAAGACGACGACGCUUGUAGCAACACGAUGUCCUGGAUGGUUCAGACAAAAAAAGGUUCAGUUGAUGGUUUACCAAUACAACGUGUCGUAAAAAAGGAGAAGAAGAUUAACAAGACGAUGCCAGGGAAAAUCGGACAUACUCAUUGGAGAGUCUCUUUCUUCUCUCUUUCUUGCAUAAAUCAGCUUUGUAGAAGAUCCAUGAACCUCUUCUACAUGGUUUGGUUGAAGCCCGUAUGUAGUAAAGUUUUCAUCAUCAGAUGUUGCUCCAUCAGAAUCAUCGCAGUAAUCGAAUCGAUCACCCUCUUCGUCCGUAUCUUCUUCGUCUUCAGACAACGAGUCAUCUCCAUAUUCUGCUUCGGAAAAAGGUACCUCAGUUCCAAGUCGUUUUCUGCAAAAUCAACUCCAUAA